This is a messenger RNA of Lolium perenne, 2251 nucleotides long. The record is from RefSeq and is a predicted model, not a curated record. NCBI's taxonomy places the organism in Eukaryota, Viridiplantae, Streptophyta, Magnoliopsida, Poales, Poaceae.
ACCAGCCAUCGCCGCUGUGGUCAACCCAGUCCGCCGCCCGCCAGCCAGGUCACCCGCCGCAGCCUCUCCGGGUCCUGAUCCGGGAAACUUCAGCGUGUCGACCUUGCCGCAGCAUCGCCGCUGUAUUCAACCCAGUCCGCCGCCCGCCAGCCAAGUCACCCGCUCGUCGCGCGCUUAUCGCACAGGCCGCAGCCUCUCCGGGUCCUGAUCCGGGAAACCUCAGCUUUACGUCAUGGAGGGCAUGGAGGACAAUGAAGAGCACGAUAUGGUGGUUAAUGAAACUUUUAGUAGCGAGGAAGAAGGUUACAAGUACUACAAUGCAUAUGCUAAGUCCAAGGGGUUGGGUGUUAGAAAAGAAGAGCUGACUAAGAAGCCAGGCACGAACAUAGCUUUCCGGCGUCUUUAUGUGUGCUCCAAAGAAGGAUAUCGGGCAAGGAAGCACUUUGAAAAAACUAAACGAAAACGAACACCUCGGCCACUUUCGCGUUGUGGAUGCGGUGCUCGGAUGGAGAUCGAGAUGUCUAUGGAAAGUGGAGAAUGGUUUGUAAAAGAUUUCGUGGUUGAACAUAACCAUCCACUCGCCAUUGGUGAUCAGACAACUUUCAUAAGGUCUCAUCAUGGGUUGAAUGACGCUCAAAAGGCUGAUGCCAUUGAGUAUGGGAUUGGUGGCGUUCGAACACACGAGAUUAUGGAAGUAAUGGAGAAGCAGCAUGGUGGCCCCGAGAAGGUAGGUUUUGUACCUCGGGAUCUCUAUAAUUUUUUUGCCAAGUACAGGAAGGAAAGGAUUGAAGGUCGUGAUGCUGAAUUUAUGCUCAAUUAUAUGGCUGCAAGACAAGAGAAAGAUCCAGAAUUCUUUUACAAGCACAACACUGAUAGUGAAGGGCACCUGGAAAACAUAUUUUGGGCAGACGCACAGUGUCAGAUGGAUUACGAUGCCUUUGGUGGUGUCGUGGUCUUUGAUAGCACAUACCGUGUGAAGAAAUACAAUCUUCCGUUUGUCCCCUUCAUUGGUGUGAACCACCAUCGUAGCACGACUGUGUUUGGAUUUGGUAUUGUGUCAGAUGAGAAAACGAAAUCUUAUGUGUGGUUGCUUGAAGCAUUUUUGGAGUCGGCGCAGCAGAACCAUCCUAGGUCAGUAAUCACCGAUGGUGACCAUGCUAUGGCAAGGGCAAUCUCGAAAGUAUUUCCUAAUGCAGAUCACAGGUUGUGUAGCUGGCACAUCGAGCAAAACAUGAUACGCCAUCUCCGCAAAACAAAGCUCAGCGAUUUUAGAAAAUUUGUUUAUUACUACAGGAAUGUCGACGAGUUCGAGAGUCGUUGGGCAGAUUUUUUGGAGGAGUAUGAAAUCUCAGAAAAAGAUGCAUGGAUUAAUAGGAUGUACGAGCUACGGAAGAAGUGGUCUAGAGCCUAUACCAAAGAUAUAUAUUUUCUUAGGGAUGCAGAGCGAAUUUCACUUGCUGAUUUGUUAGAGCAUACAGAUCACUGUUUAUGGCGUAUACGCAAGAAUGAGGCCGAAUUGGAUGCUAGAGCUUCACAGACAGUACCUUUUACAGAAUUAGAUGCUGAACCACUUUUGAGAAGUUCUGCAAACAUUUAUACUCCAGUGAUGUUCAAGAAGGUGAAGCAGCAGAUAGAUCAAUUGCCAAAAUGGGGGGUAGCAAAGGUGACCAAGCAGGAUGCUGUAGUAGUUUAUGUUGUUGCUCUCAAAGAGAGAAGGGAUGUCAUUUAUGAUGUGAAGCUUACCAUGGCCGGCCCAAUGCUCCAGGGAGUUAAUUGUCGCUGCCUGAAGAUGGAGACAGAGGAGAUCCCCUGCACACACAUAUUCUCUGUUCUGAAGUUCCUUGGCUUGAUCAGCGUUCCUAGUUGUUGUAUUUCGAGAAGAUGGACAAUGCUAGCGAAGCCAGCAUUUGAGUCAGAGAGGAAAGCUAAUAUGCAUGAUUGGUCUGAGCGGAUGGAUCGUUACCACAACCUCCGCAACAGGUCUAAUCUCUUUCUAUUUAAUGCUGCAAGCAGCCCGGAGAAAUCACAGAAGGUUCUUGAUUUUCUAGAGAGUCUUACGCCAGAUGUCGGCGAGGACAACAGCGAAAAUAAGGCGGCAUCAUUUGGUCCUUUGCCUGCAUACUUUUCAGGAGCAGACCAAACCUUCACGGGAAAAGUGCUGGAUCCAAAAAAAAUUAUUCCUAAAGGUGGUCCAUCGAAGAACAAUAAGCGGUGGAAGCCGAUGCAUGAGACGUGGAAAACAAAUAAAUGA